AUGACAUUCAAGUACUGUCCGCAAGAGCUGGCUGGCUUUCUGGAUCUCUUCCGCAACCUGGAGAAGUUCUACUUUGUGGUUUCCUGCACCAAUCGCGUGACGAAGGAGUGGUUCAAGCGCUAUAGAAAAAAGGUCGAGGCCUGUCACUUCAGGGUCGACGCGGUGAAUCGAGAUGGUGCCCUUGAGGUUGAGCAGUACCACGACUUCAAGUGGGAUUACAUGCGCAUCUUGCCGAAUCCAACUCGAAAUUCGUUGAUGCGUUUAGGGAGCACUGCCGGCGAUAUCUGGAGCGACGUGGAGGCUUGUCUGUCUAAGACACGAGGCAUCUACAAGAGCCUCCAGGGAGAUGAGAUCUUCAUCACUCCCCUGCCGAUCCGACGUGCGGUGCACUUCGGCCUUCUUAUGGAGUGGAAUCGAUGGAGCGAGGAUAUCCUUUGA
Molecule: messenger RNA, 438 nt
Organism: Phaeoacremonium minimum UCRPA7
Lineage: Eukaryota; Fungi; Ascomycota; Sordariomycetes; Togniniales; Togniniaceae
Exons: 2
Coding region: 1-438 (145 amino acids)
Source: RefSeq, a predicted model, not a curated record